This is a messenger RNA of Meloidogyne enterolobii, 1785 nucleotides long. Lineage: Eukaryota; Metazoa; Nematoda; Chromadorea; Rhabditida; Meloidogynidae. The record is from the annotation of a GenBank genome assembly.
GUAGUAUUAGUACAAAGACAAAAUAACUGAUGAAUAUUCUUCUCUUUUAUUGAUGAUUUUGUUAUUUUUUCCUCUGUUUCCGUUGUUGUUUUAACCCGCUCUUGAACGAAUUUUUUGCUUGUACUCAUUUUUAAAGUCAACCAUCCUGGCGCAGUAAGGGUAGGACGUGGGCUUAUAAAAUAGCUAUUUUGGCAGCUAGAAAGGUGAAAUUUUGCACAGAUGUUUUUAAUUGUGUUAUCUACCUUUUCUGAAAAUUUCAUAAUUUUAUUCUGAAAAUUUCCGAAGUUAUAAGCAAAAAUGCAGUUAAGUGUCAAAUUUCAACAUAUUCUGACAUUCUUUUGAUCAUAAAUUUUGAAAUACAAAAUCAGAAAUUCUGAAAUUUUUAGAGAAGCUAGUUAACACUUUUGAGGAGGCCUAGACAAAUUUUUAAGACUUCAAGUCUUCAUUAAGCAAUUUUAUAAGUCUGCGACCCAAUGUUCCUUACGCACUACUGUCUCUGACCCGUUCACCUUACCCCUCUCCAAUUCCUUUUUUUUCUACUUUUCCCUAGAGUAACAACUACCUUUUUUCUCUUUAAUUCAUUUUCCAUUUUACCAAUUCUCGACAACCGCGUGUUUCUUUUAUUCAAUAAAUUUAUUCCAAUUCCUCGUAUCGCUCAAUUGUACUACAAUUAUUACUUGGUGGUUGCCCCCCUUUCCCCUUCCCUUUUUCCUCUUUUUUUCAAUACAUUUCCGUUAUUUUUUCAAGAGAAUAUUUAACUCCUUUUCCCACAUAUUCCUGCACCAAUUAAGUUUUUUUUCAAUUUAUCUUGCGCAAAAUAAAUUUUUUUGUCUUCUAAUUUAACAAUUUUAUAAUUAAAAUAGUCGAAAUAAUUUUUUUUAAUUUUAAAAAUUAAUUUUUUUCUUUCCAAAAAUAAAUUAAAAAUGACAUUUAGCGAAGAGAAAAAAACAAUAUUAUUUCACUAAAAAUUUUAUUUUUCAAAUCAUUUUAUUUUUUAAAAUUUUCAUCCAUUUCCUUUAUUAACGCCCCCAUAGAUUUACUCCCUAUAAAUUUUUCUAUUUAAGAAAAUAAUAUUUCUGCGCAUUAAAAUGCCAUUGGCUAAAUGAAAAAAAUAUUAAUUUUAAUAAUUUACACAUCAUUUUGAAUAUAAGGAGCUUUUACUAAGCUGAUUUAUUGAAAAGAGGAAACGUUGUUUUAAACUGGAGUGGUCAAUGGAGAUUGAAAAUAUUGUUGCUAACACGGCCAGGACCGGUGGGCAAAGGAAAGGAAAAAGCAAAAAAUGGCGUCACUACCUUCAAUUCCCUUAUCCUUUUAUUGUUGAAAAACAACCAAUUGGUCGGUUACUUUUUAAAAGAUUUUGUGAACAACAAAAACAAGAAGAUUUGGCUAUUUGUUGGCGAUUUUUAGAAAGGGUGGAGGAAUACGAAACUAGUGACAAUGACCCAGAACAAAGACGUAGAUUAGCUGGCGCUAUGGCUCGACUUUUUGAUGAACAAUUAGCCUUAACAGAAGGAAAUCAGUCUCAACAAAAUGAUAAAAAUCAUUCAGAAAUAGCAAAUACAGAGAAUAGUGCAAAUAAAACAACUUUAGUUAAUGGUGAUGGACCGGUAAAUAAAUAAAUAAAUGUUUGAAUUUCAAUCACCCUAACUAGAUACCGAGGGAUUAAGGCAGUUGGGCCUAUUACUUGACUUUUAGUAUACCAUAAAUGCAGAAAAGUUAUGAAGUUAUACCAUAAAAGUUUACUUUCUUGUCGAAGAGUUCCUCCGACAUUCAAAAAUACUAUAU